CUGCCAUUUGCCAUCUCCUGGUCAAAGGCUACCUCAUCCUUCCUGGAGCUGCCAAAUUUGACUUCUUGCUCACCCUUGACAUCGAGGUCAUAGGAAAUCCAGCAGAAUCUGACAUCCUUCCGCACAUACCCCCAGCCCUGGUGAAAGCCACCCCCAUCUCACCUGGAUGGCAGGUGCUCACUGCUCACCACUCUUGGGGUGGCGGUCGGUUCUCAGCAGAGCAGCCUAAGUGAGCCUGUUCAAGCCAAAGUCAGGUCACGUCCCUCCCCUGCUCACAAUGCUCCCUGAAAGCCACAUUUCCAGCCACAGCCCCUGGCUCUGCGUGAUCUGGGCCUGCUCGUCCCCCUCCGGUCUGCCCUCCUUGCAAUCGCAUACUCCCAGCAGACACACCCUCCCCGAGUAUGGGCUGCUCCUUCUGCCUGCGGCCUGCUUCCCUUGUACCACCAUCUUCAAGUCUCCCUCUCCAUGGUGAUGCUCGCCCUGACCACCCUAUUUGUCACCAAACCCUCUCCCCGCUACCCUUCAGCCUGCUUUAUUUUUCUCCAGAGCGUGACUCUUUCUCAUGUAUGAUGUUACUUGACUCAUUUAUUUUUAGUUUACUGCGGUCCCCUGCCCCACCCCGUAUGCGUGCUCCGCAGGGGCAGGGGCGCUCGUCUGCCUUGUCCCCUUCCUCCCAGGGCCAGCACAGUGCCUGGGGCACAGCCAGCUUCCAGUAAGCAGGUGCUGAGUGAAUGGUUGAUGAUGGCUGGGGGAGCACCCUGCCAUGCAGUGGUGACUGUUCCAUCCACUGCUGGUCUUCACUAGUCACUGGUGGACUCUGUGGAGCCCUGUCACCCCGCUUAGGUUGAACUUGGCAGCCGGAAGGGACUCCGAAUGCUUUACCACUGGAUAAAAUCGUGUGUGUGUCACUGAGCAAGUUACACCCUCCCUCUGGCCUCAGUCUCCUCAUCUAUAAGAUGGGGGUGACAACAGUACCUGCUUCAUGUUGGGAGGAUUCGGUUGAGUUUGUGCAUGUAAUAUACUCAGGACAGUAGCUGGCUUGUAAGCGUAGGUGACCACCAUCAGCUUUAUUGUCAUGUCUAAUGGUUUCUCUAUAAAGCUUUAUAAUGGAGGCAGAAAUGCUGCCAGCUGGGGCCUAAUUUGGUCCCAUGGUUUAGCCUACAACCAGGCCACCUGCACAAGGGAGGGAUCCGUCUCGGCUGUGAGGAGGGAGAGAGGCGCUGGCUUGGGAAGAGAAUUUAUGUUCAGGUCCUGAUUUGGCCACCUUCAUGUCCUUUGAGAAAAAUCUCAAAUGGACCCACCACAUACCCCACUCAUUUUUCUGAGUCUCAGUUUACCCAUAUAUAAAAAUGUGACAAUUAAAAGACCUCCCAGGGUAGAUGAGACUUUCAUGCAACCCUUGGUUCCAGUGCUUAUUUAUUUAUUCAGUUUCUUAUUAAAUGCUACUCAGUCAAAAACAUUUAUUUGAAGCACUUAUCAAAAUACAUAAAGGUAAGAUAAAAAGUGAUCAGGCCAGGAAUAAGAGUUGAAAAAAUACAUGUGGCCAGGAGUGAAGUUGUCCCAGAAAAUGUGGUCUGUGAGACACCAACCUGCUCCAGGCCGGCCACCAUGUGCUUUUGAGUCUCAUUAGGCAGCCCGAGCAAUGAGCGAGACACACUCAGUUCCUGGAAUCAUCUCCGUUGGGACCGUAUCAAGGGGCCUCACCCCAAAGGCCCCAGUGAAAGGGGGAUCCCAGGCACUAGUGAGUCUGUCUUCCGAAGGAUACUGCCACCGGAUGUAAUCAGAUCUUGAAAGCCAGCCUAGCUAGGGCAUCUGGGUCAGUGUGACCUCGGUGGGGCCACAGGGGCCCUUCUGCGCUAAGCAGGGUGUUCUCCUGCCUCCCUGAGUUCCUCCUACCUUGCUAAUAAUGCCUUUGUUCACUGCUGCCGGGGGAUUUAGCCCUGGCCCGCCCUCUGCAGCUCACAAGCCAGUUUGGUCCCGCAAGGGCUGGGGCUGGAGUAUGUCCCACAGAGGCAGAAGGAUCAGGGCUGCCAUGCCGGGUCCUGAAAGCCCUCAGGUGGGUCACCGUGGGGGUGUCUGCUGUGCUGACCUGUCUGCAGUGUUGCCUUGUGCCUGGUCCCUGCCACAGCGGGAAUUCCUGGCCACCUGCCUUUAUUGGGCCUCACCCCCUUGCCCCACCACUCCCCUGCUGGCCUGGUCUUGCUUUGCCAGAGCAGGCUGGACUUCACCAUAGAGAGGAGCCCAGAAGGUCCACUUCAAAGUGUGGCCAAGGAGCAGUGCCUCCCUCCCACCUUCCCCAAAGCCAGUGAAAACCAGCCCACCUCUGCCCUGGGACAGCUAGGUCAGGCCCUCAUCCCCAUUGGCCUGCCUGCAGUCAGCUGUGCCAGCCACCCGAGGGGCGGCUCCAGGAGGGCCGGGCAUUUAAACGGGUGGAGGUGGGACAUCUUGGACCUGAUGGCGCAAGCACCACCCUGGCCAGUGGGGGUGAGGACCCGGCUGUUCCUCGCUAGCUUCCUCAGGGCUCCUCACCAAGGGGAGGCCUGGAAGGGCAUGUAGCACAGGAGUCAAGCCACCCACAUCCCUCCCCCAGCUUUUGUAACUCUGAGCAGGUCCCUGAUGUCCCCUACAUCCUGGCUUCCUCCCCUAUCAAAUGAAAGUGUUGGAGGAGAUGGUCCUUAAACUCAUUCUAGAUCAAAGAUUUCAUGAUUCUGCCCCUUCUGACCAUUUAGCUUAGAGAUUAUGUUGGACUUUUCCAAUCUUGAGAGAAAUGAAAGUUAUUAAGCACCUGUUGCACCAGGAAUCCUGUACCCAUUUCACAGAUGUAGAAAUUGAGGCUCAGAAUGGUGAGGAGCCUUGCAUAAGGUCACAGUAGUUCGUAGCCAGGUGUAUAUUUUUCUGUGCUAACCUCAAAGAUAGAGAGUAAGGUGGAGAGUAUGGAAGGAAGUCACCCAGAUGACCCAGAGAAGAACCUGAGAAGUAAGGAAAACCAUAGAAAGGACCUUUUUUUUGUUGUUGUUGGUAUCAUUAUGUACAAUUACAUGGGCAACAUUACAGUUAUUAGACUCCCCCCAUUAUCAAGUCCCCACCACAUACUCCAUUAGAAAGGACCAUUUUAAGGAAAAGAAUGUUCUAGGUGGAAGGAUGGUACCCCACUCACAGGGACCUGUGGAAGGCGAAAUGAAAACACCAGAUGCCAAAGGAUGAAGAUGAGACGCUACAAGCUCUUUCUGAUGUUCUGUAUGGCCGGCCUGUGCCUCAUCUCCUUCCUGCACUUCUUUAAGACCCUGUCCUAUGUCACUUUCCCCCGAGAACUGGCCUCCCUCAGCCCUAAUCUCGUGUCCAGCUUCUUCUGGAACAAUGCCCCCGUCACGCCCCAGGCCAGCCCAGAGCCAGGCAGUCCUGACCUGCUGCGUACCCCGCUUUAUUCCCACUCUCCCCUACUCCAGCCGCUGUCACCAAGCAAGGCCACCGAGGAACUCCACCGGAUGGACUUUGUACUGCCCGAGGACACCACCGAGUAUUUCGUCCGAACCAAAGCCGGGGGCAUCUGCUUCAAACCCGGUACCAAGAUGCUGGAGAAGCCCCCAUCAGGGCGGCCAGAGGGGAAGACGGAGGGGGGCGACGGCUCGUCAGCCCGGGGCCCCGCCCGGCACCUGCUGAGCGCGCGGGAGCGCCCGGGGGGCCGCGGCGCGCGGCGCAAGUGGGUGGAGUGCAUGUGCCUCCCGGGCUGGCACGGGCCCAGCUGCGGCGUGCCCACCGUGGUGCAGUACUCCAACCUGCCCACCAAGGAACGCCUGGUGCCCCGGGAGGUGCCGCGGCGGGUCAUCAACGCCAUCAACGUCAACCACGAGUUCGACCUGCUGGACGUGCGCUUCCACGAGCUGGGCGACGUGGUGGACGCCUUCGUGGUGUGCGAGUCCAACUUCACAGCCUACGGGGAACCGCGGCCGCUCAAGUUCCGGGAGAUGCUGUCCAACGGCACGUUCGAGUACAUCCGGCACAAGGUGCUCUACGUCUUCCUGGACCACUUCCCGCCGGGCGGGCGGCAGGACGGCUGGAUCGCCGAUGACUACCUGCGCACCUUCCUGACGCAGGAUGGCGUGUCGCGGCUGCGCAACCUGCGGCCCGAUGACGUCUUCAUCAUCGACGACGCCGACGAGAUCCCCGCACGGGACGGCGUGCUCUUCCUCAAGCUCUACGACGGCUGGACGGAACCCUUCGCCUUCCACAUGCGUAAGUCGCUGUACGGCUUCUUCUGGAAGCAGCCGGGCACCCUGGAGGUGGUGUCAGGCUGCACGGUGGACAUGCUGCAGACGGUCUAUGGGCUGGACGGCAUCCGCCUGCGCCGCCGCCAGUACUACACCAUGCCCAACUUCCGGCAGUACGAGAACCGCACGGGCCACAUCCUGGUGCAGUGGUCUCUGGGCAGCCCCCUACACUUUGCCGGCUGGCACUGCUCCUGGUGCUUCACGCCCGAGGGCAUCUACUUCAAGCUCAUAUCCGCCCAGAACGGAGACUUCCCCCGCUGGGGGGACUACGAGGACAAGCGGGACCUCAAUUACAUCCGGAGCUUGAUCCGCACCGGGGGCUGGUUCGACGGCACGCAGCAGGAAUACCCGCCGGCCGACCCCAGUGAACACAUGUAUGCACCUAAGUACCUGCUCAACAACUAUGCCCAGUUCCGCUACCUGCUGGACAACCCCUACCAGGAGCCCAAGAGCACAGCAGCAGGUGGGCGGCGGAGCAAGAGUCUGGAGGGCAGGCCACCCGCCAGGGGCAAAUUGGAUGCAGUUGGAGGUUAAGGCUGCGUGAUUUUAUAGGGCCAGUGGCAGAGUUGGGGUGGUGGCUACCCCUCCUAUUAUCUUCCUGCCACCCUCUGCCUUCUGGCUGGUUCUCAAGAGGACCAGGAGUGGAUGGGUGGGAGAAGGGUCAGGUCUGUGAGCUCACAAAACCUCCUUCCCCAUCGGGAGAGAUGAGUGAGGCCCUUGGGGCCGGCGAGAGUGCUACGGCCAGGAGGUUCCAACUGAGAGUGUGUGAUGGUUCCUGGGAAGCAAGGGAGGGCAGUGGGGUGGGGCAGGGAGACUGCAGGAACUCCCCAGGGUGGCCAGAGGAAGCUGGGCCCCUGCUGGGAGAAGCCCACCAUUUGGCUUCCAGGGGCUUUGGACCUGUGGUGAGAAAGGGGACAGGGAUGCCAGGAAGUCUUGGGGCUCUGUAAAUAGAUGCACUUGGGUCCAGGAGGAGGAGGGGGCCCCAAGGUGGGAUGGAAUGCCAAGCGGCCUCCAGUUGGGAUAAGCACAGUGUCCUCAGAAGUGCUGGACCAGACGGAGCUGAGACCUCCACCGUCUGCCGCACAGGACACCCCUGCUCUGGAUGGUGUCUGUGCUCCCGGGCCCUCCUAAGCUGACGUAGGCCUGGGGUUUAGGGAACCCAAGAGGAGAGGUUUCUUUUGGUCACAAAUCUGGCCUCGACAUCCCUUCUUUGUGCAUUGCUGUCUUGUGGGCUGCCCACUCUGACCUUUUGAGGCCCAGAGUCCAGUUCUCAGGGCAGGAUGGAGCCUAGUAGGUCAGACCUGGGACGGGGGUGCGUGGGGUGAGAGGAGGCUCCCAUCACCGCUUUCCACUGGAACCCACAGCCCCAGCUCCCCACCAGCUCAGGUGGAGUCACCCUUGUGUCCCUCCUUGGGGCUGGCUAGGGGCCAGGAAGGGUCUUGAGGCUGCCCUCGGCCUAAGAGGGACAUCAAGGCCGGUUGUAUGCCAUCUCAUUCCUCUUAGUUUGCCUCACAGAGGUGGGGGAUGUAUUUGUCAGAGUAGAUUCUAAGCUGCUAUAAUUAAGAGACCCCAAAAUACAAUGUUUUAAGCAAGGCAAGUUUGUUUCUAACUUAACUGUCUCGAGGGAGAUGGUCCAGAGUUAGCAGGGCCCCGCUCCCUGCUUUUCUUCAAACACACCUUCCAAUUCUGGACAGAAUGGUGCAUCCAGGCCUGGGGGGAGCAGAGAAAGGUUAGGGAAGUGCACACCCUUUCCUGUUAAGGGCAUGAGCCAGAAACACGUGGUCACCUCUGAUCACAUUUUACAGGCCAGGACUUAGUCACAAGGCCAUAAGUGGCCGCAAGGGAAGCUGAGAAAGGUAGUCUAAAGCUGUGCUGCCUCAUGCGUGGCCUCAGCUGGGGGGCCACUCAGUAAAGGAAGGAGGAGAGGAUUGUAUGUGGGGACAGGGAGCAGCUUUGGCCCAGGGGGAAGGGACAAGGGGUAGUAAUGACUGGUGGAAUCUUUGGAUCCUGCUCUGCUGUUCAGAGCUCCUGGAACAACCUGUUCUUGCACCCCCUCACUGCCAGCCCAGAGCUGGGGUGAAGGCUGGGAUGCCCCCUCCCGUGACCCCCUCAGACGUUCAUCCAGUGACGCCAGAUGCAGAGGCUGCCUGGGGAGCGGUACAUGUCUGUGCGUGUGUGUGUGUAUUUAUGGGCAUGGGUGCAUGCUUGGUGUGGACUUGUAUGUCUCUGUCACUGUAUCCUUGUAAAUAUGUGCUUGUGUGGGGUGUGGGCGCAGGGCCCAGGUCUCCUCUUCCCCAGGACCUGGAGUCAUGGCCACACCUCCUGCAACUCCUCAAAAUGACUGAGGCAGAAAGCCCUUGGAAAGCCUGGAAAACAAGGCUAAAAGGGACA
Molecule: messenger RNA, 6659 nt
Organism: Manis javanica (Malayan pangolin)
Lineage: Eukaryota; Metazoa; Chordata; Mammalia; Pholidota; Manidae
Gene: MGAT3
Product: beta-1,4-mannosyl-glycoprotein 4-beta-N-acetylglucosaminyltransferase
Biological process (GO): N-acetylglucosamine metabolic process
Cellular component (GO): membrane
Molecular function (GO): beta-1,4-mannosylglycoprotein 4-beta-N-acetylglucosaminyltransferase activity
Source: RefSeq, a predicted model, not a curated record